Linum trigynum is the source of this 2967-nucleotide messenger RNA. NCBI's taxonomy places the organism in Eukaryota, Viridiplantae, Streptophyta, Magnoliopsida, Malpighiales, Linaceae. The record is from the annotation of a GenBank genome assembly.
CGAUACGGAGGGAUGGAUUUUAUACCAACUUUACCAUAUCCCAACAGAAAUACGUAUACGAGUAUACGACGUCGCUGUACUCUGUAUAUCACUAUAUUGUACAGACUACAGAGCUAGAGUAGCAGAGACGAGAAUCGAGAGACGCCUCUUUUGACCUCAGCCAAAAAGCUCUUCUCCGCCGUUAAACUUAACGGCGCCCCGUCACCGAACCCGACCGGCCUCAUCUGGUGCAGGUCUCACUGUUGUUUUGUCCGUCUCUUUAAACACCUUCCGUUUUCCUCUUCCCUUCCUUCCUCUCUUUCUCUUUUUCUCUCUCUCUCACAAAUUGGGGAUCGAAUGUUCAGGUCUCUGUGCUCGGCGGAUUUCAAGCUCCCUCCUUUAGGUAAUUCUCGAAUCUCUGGCGAUUACCCUUUUCAGGCUUUUAGGGUUUGGGUUGAUUAGAUUGGUUUCCGAAUCUCUUUGCCACUCCUUUUUUUUUUUUUUGCCGUAUUCUUUAAGCGUUUCCCUGAUUGGACUCUAGGUGAUUUGUUUAUAUGCUGUUGGUUGUCCCUCCACCUUGAUUUUGGUGUGCUUGCUCUGUGAUUGUUUACUCAGUUAAUCGAAUGGCCUUCUGGGUUUUCUAUCUCUCCAAAGUUUGUAGCUUUGGACAUAAUGGACUAUUUUUCCCUGUGAACAAGAAUGAGACUGGUAGCUUGGGUUUAUGUUUUUGGGUUAUCUUGGAAUUCAUAAUCUACUGUGGUCUGAGCCAGCUGAUUGCCUGCUGGAGAGUUUUUCAUAUUGUCUGAGCAGAGCUGAUGUUCUGUUGCUUCACAAGAAUGUGCCAUGGCUACAAUUUUAGCUGUUCAGUUUAUGUUUUCGUGGAUUCUUUAUCUGAUCUUUGUUUCUCUUUGGCUUGUUCCUGGCUAGGUUCUUGAUGUACUUGAUGUUGUUUUCUUCUGGUUUUUGAAUUCCCAUAUGAGCUGGGGAAGUUGUGGGUAUUUGAAACCAUGAAGAGGUUGAUAAGCUGCUUGUUUGGGUUCGUUGACUGAUUGAGGGCUUUGUUUUUGUGGGUCGCAUCUGAUUUUGUAAAGAUGUCAGUGACCUUCUGACGUGGUCCUGGGAUUUUGAGAAUCAAGGCCCUCAAAAAGGAAAAAUUGGAAACAAAGACAAGAGAGAAAUGGGGGAAGCUCUCAUAACGACAUUGUCUAUGGAGAAUUAUCACCCUUCUACGCUUUUGUCAAUGGAUUCUGGUUCCUUAACCCACGACGAAUUGGAGAGAGAGUUGAAUCGGCCUUUGAUUCUAUCGAGGCCACCUGAUAUCAAUCUUCCAGUAUCAUCUGAGCCACCUUCCCCUUCUCUCCUGAAUUGGAAUGAUUCAUGUGACAUCUUAGAUUUGGGUCAUGCUCCUCCAGUUUAUGAGGUUGAGACUACCGUCACCGUGCCCAAAGCUUCGAAGAAAUGUACAAAGAGGCUCGACAGUAUUUGGGGCGCUUGGUUCUUCUUUACCUUCUAUUUCAAGCCAGUUUUGAAUGAGAAGUCAAAGUCCAAGAUAAUAAAGGAUAGCAAUGGCGUCUCUGGGUAUGAGAAGUCAGAUCUCUACCUCGAUGCAUUCUUGGUGCAGCACGAUAUGGAAAAUAUGUACAUGUGGGUUUUCAAGGAUAGGCCUGACAAUGCUUUGGGUAAGAUGCAGUUGCGGAGUUACAUGAAUGGGCACUCGCGUCAAGGGGAGCGCCCAUUUCCAUUCAGUGUUGACAAGGGCUUUGUCCGGUCUCACAGGAUGCAGAGGAAGCAUUACAGGGGUCUGUCUAACCCGCAGUGCCUUCAUGGUAUCGAAGUUGUGCGCACACCAAAUCUCACGAAUCUUGAAGAGGAAGAAAGGAAAAGGUGGGUAGAGCUCACUGGCCGUGACAUAAAUUUCUCCAUCCCUCCUGAAGCAAGUGACUUUGGGUCUUGGAGGACACUACCCAAUACAGAGUUUGAGCUCGAGCGUCCCCCUCUGCCAUUGAAGAUUAAUGGGCAUUUCCAUCCAAGGAAAUUGCUUAACGGUACUGGCUUGAAUCUUUCUUCUCAGACUUCAGAUCAUAGUGGUGAAGUGAUGGACCUCUCUCCGGUUUGCAAUAAUAAAAGGAAGAAAGACUGUUCUCCUCAUGCAAAUGAGGAUGACUGUCUGCAUAUCAGUAAUGCUCACGUCGAGAGGGUAGACAUGAACAUCCAUCCGACUGAGCUGGCAUGGCUCAACGACUUCAGCGGGGUGAUGAAAAAUAUCUAUGGUCCCGUUACGGCCGCAAAAACCAUAUACGAAGACGAAGAAGCAUUCUUGAUCGUUGUCAGCUUGCCCUUUGCAGACCUGGAAAGGGUGAAAGUCACCUGGAGGAACACCAACAGUCACGGAAUAGUGAAGAUAUCUUGUGUAAGUACUGCACGCAUGCCAUUUAUUAAACGGCAUGAUAGGACGUUUAAACUGACAGAUCCAACUCCGGAGCACUGCCCACCUGGGGAGUUCGUAAGGGAGAUUCCCCUCCCGAACCGCAUUCCUGAAGAUGCUAAACUAGAAGCCUACCGCGAUGAGACGGGGACGAUGCUGGAGAUCAUUGUGCCGAAACAUCGCGUGGGGCCAGAGGAACAUGAGGUCCGUGUGUGUCUUCGCCCUUCUCCUUUGAGCGAGCGAUCCUUCAUCGACUUGAAGGAAACAUCAGGUUGAAGCUCUCUGGACUGGUGGGGGGAUGCUAGAAUUUGUCGGUGGGUUCUUCUGUUUAUUGUAAGGGGAGAAUUCAUACAAUAGUAUUUGGCACUCUUGUUCUAGGGUAUUAUCGUUGCUCUUUUCCAUUUUCCUUUCGUCCUUUUUUCCUGGGUUCCAGUCUGUAGAUUGAUACAUGAAUCCUCUAUGUUUCUAUAAUUGGUGGGUAAUUUAGCUGGUGUUUCAUUGUCGCAAUACACAGGGAGCAUCUUCCAUUUCCCAAAGGGAAGGAAUGAAUAGAAAACUGCAAU